Cyprinodon tularosa is the source of this 3983-nucleotide messenger RNA. It is a transcript of the gene fgd4a, whose product is annotated as FYVE, RhoGEF and PH domain containing 4a. Gene Ontology annotation, cellular component: cytoplasm. Gene Ontology annotation, molecular function: metal ion binding; guanyl-nucleotide exchange factor activity. The record is from RefSeq and is a predicted model, not a curated record. Lineage: Eukaryota; Metazoa; Chordata; Actinopteri; Cyprinodontiformes; Cyprinodontidae. The coding region runs from base 188 to 2803 and encodes 871 amino acids. The transcript is spliced from 18 exons. Gene Ontology annotation, biological process: cytoskeleton organization; filopodium assembly.
CUGACCCGUCUCAGACUGUAAACACUACUUACUGAGCUCCUGGAACCGCUCUUGUAUCGGGACGCACAGCAGAGACGGAGACGCACAUGGUUCCGGUUUCGCACGGUUUGGAUUGCUGCUAAGAGGGGAGCGCCUUUCUGGGGAAUAAAAUACUUUGUUCGUUUUUCCUUCGACUUCCCAUGUCUGAAUGAUUGAGCGGGACAUAAAGGAGAGAAAAAUGAGCUUCAACAGAGUCGCUAUUCGCAGGAAGCAGCAUAGCCUGGACAGCUCGCACGCAAAGGCUGCAGAGAGGAAAGCGAAAACUUCCUGCUGCCAGACCAGAACCACUGAAGAUGAGAGCUGCAUAGCGGUGAAAAUCGAACAAUCCAGAGCUCUAGGUUUUGGCUCGCCGAUCAAAGUCAGCCGCGGUUCGCCCAUCCUGCAGGAGUGUCUGAGUCGGGCGAUUGCAGGAACAGCUGAUAAGAACAGGGGAGGGGUCAAUGGAAGAGUACAUGGAAGCAGGACUCAUCUGCCGCCUAAACCACAAGUGCCACAAAAGCCAGCACACCUUCUGAGCCCAGUGUCGCCACGUCUGUCCCCUUUGUGCAACGUCCAGAAAUCCCCAACUAGACUCAUCAUGGAGGAGAGGGGAGGAAAAUCAGGGGCUGCAACCCGCGACAAGCUCAAACCAUCCAAAGUGUCGGACCUGAUCAGCCGCUUUGAGGAGAACAGCACAGAGAACAAGAGAGAUAGCUCACCGCACAAACAAGCCAGCAAAGCCUCCAACUGCAGCCCGGUUCAUCGCGCUUAUCAGAGGACUGAGAUCGGCAAGAUUCAGGAGAAGUUCUCCACCACUGCGGCCACAACGCAGGAUGCCCAGACACCAGGGGCGAACGGGGUGGUAGCACAGAUGGAUCAGGACAAGGAGACGGAGAAGAAGACGAAUAACAGUAUGAGGAUAGAGACUGCUGAGCUUGUAAAUGGAGAUUUGGAAAGUGCAGAUCAGGUGGAGGAUCAUUUAUCACCAGAGCACAGAGACAGGACUGAUGGAGAGAGCCACGCUGAAAAUGAGGACAGUGAAAAAGCCACUGAAACUGUGCAAAAGGUCGAAGAGGGGAGUUUGGAGCAUAAGGAGACAAACGAACAAAAGCUGUAUAAAAUCGCCAGCGAGCUCCUGCACACAGAGAAGGCGUAUGUGGCUCGACUCAACCUGCUGGAUCAGGUAUUCUGUACUAAGAUGACGGAGGAGGCAAAUAAAGGCACUUUCCCUCUGGAUGUGGUGAAGAACAUCUUCUCCAACAUCAGCUCCAUCCACGCCUUUCACAGCCAGUUUCUACUUCCUGGUCUGGAAAAACGUAUGGGGGAAUGGACUUCCACACCUCGGAUUGGUGACAUUCUGCAGAAACUUACUCCCUUUCUCAAAAUGUAUGCGGAGUAUGUAAAGAACUUUGAUAAGGCCAUGGAGCUGCUAAAACAGUGGACCGACCGUUCGCCACAGUUCAAGGCUAUAAUUCAGGAGAUACAGAGUCAGGAAAUCUGUGGCAAUCUGACGCUCCAGCAUCACAUGUUGGAACCGGUGCAGAGAGUUCCUCGAUAUGAGAUGCUGCUGAAAGACUACCUGAAGAAGCUGCCUCAGGAUGACCCGGACCGCAGCGACGCAGAAAAAUCAUUAGAAAUAAUUUCUACAGCAGCCACUCACUCCAACAGUGCCAUUAGAAAAUCUGAGAACCUAAAGAAACUGAUGGAGAUAUACGAGAUGCUGGGAGAAGAGGAGGACAUCGUUAACCCCUCAAAUGAAUUUAUAAAGGAGGGUCACAUCCUAAAGCUGGCGGCAAGGAACACCUCAGCCAUGGAGCGAUACCUCUUUCUGUUCAACAACAUGCUGCUGUACUGCGUGCCCAAAUUCAGCCUGGGAGGGCCCAAAUACACAGUCAGGACCAGAAUUGGGAUAGAUGGCAUGAAGGUUCUGGAAACAAGCAAUGAGGACUAUCCUCAUACCUUCCAGGUGUCAGGCAAAGAGAGGACACUGGAGCUUCAGGCCAGCUCAGAGCAAGACAAGGAAGGCUGGAUCAAGGCUUUCCAGGAGACCAUAGAAAUCUUCCAGCAAAAGAACGAGUCAUUCAAGAGCGCCUUAAAAGACGUGGAAGUUUCGAAAGAAGAGCUGGGGAAGCGGGCCCCUCGGUGGAUUCGCGACAAUGAGGUGACGAUGUGCAUGAAGUGUAGGGAGCCCUUUAAUGCCAUCACACGGCGAAGACACCACUGCAGAGCCUGUGGCCAUGUGGUCUGCUGGAAAUGCUCAGACAACAAGGUUCAGCUUGAAUAUGACAACAACAAGGUGAACAAAGUCUGCAGGGACUGUUACUGCAUCCUAACAGGAGAAGGGGUGACUGAGGGCAAAAAGAAGGGCAUCCUCGAGAUUGAGGCAGCUCAGAUCACAGACAGCAGCAUCAUGUGUGGCUUCCUGCAGCACUUAGCUGAGAAAGGCAAAAUUUGGCAGAGGGUCUGGUGUGUCAUCCCAGAAAAGGAGUGUCUGGUGCUCUACCUUUACGGAGCUCCACAGGACGUGAAGGCCUUGUGCACCAUCCCACUGCUUGGAUACAAUGUGGAGGACAGCCCCCGGCAAACAGAACCUCCGUCCAGCUUCCGCCUCUCCCAAUCCAAGUCUGUCCACAGCUUUGCUGCCGAAACAGAGGAACUCAAGCAGCGCUGGCUGAAAGUCAUCCGAGUGGCGGUGACAGGAGAGAUGCCAGCACGACCUGAGACCAACGGUGGCAGCGUGUUGGAGAACAGCAACACACAGGAAGCAAACCCUGAUGACACCUAGGUGGACGGUUGUCCUCAAACUAAACCGCUGUGGGACUUUCCUCAGCAUCCAGACUGCUGUUUAACCAUUCUUAGGAUGGAUGCUAAGACACGCCCCUCUCUGUUCUGUCCUCUAAAGACACGGAGCAUCGACUAAAGCUGGAUGAGCUGUCCUUCUUAUAAUCUUUUGGCUGUCUCCUGGAUUUUUCCCCUGCUGGAACUGUGCUGGAUUCCUAACUUUCUGGUACAAUCAACACUAUAGCAAAGGAGCUUCCAGAUGCUUCUUCUACUGAAGAGAGCACUAUUACAUAAAAAUCUAACUUCAAGGAGGCAGCCUUGCAGCUUUCUGUCUAGGAUAUGAAUUGAGGUGUCUGCUGGUGCUGUAAACCUGUUUCUUGUACAGAAGGCCUUUUUUAAUACAAAAGAAAACCUGCUCUCUAUUAUGUACAGAAAUCUAGUUUUAAGCUUUCCCUCUAUGAAAAGGAGAAACAUCUGAACGUUAUACAUGAUGAUUCCAGUAUCUCCCCACUGGGUUGGACUGCUUGAGCAGAUGGAUCUAGAACUAAAAGAAAUAGAAUGAACUUGGAUGAUGAUGCGCUCUUCUCCCGUCACACCGUGAAAAUAGACCCUGGAAUGGAUCUGGACUAAACGUAUAGAGAGAGACAAACGUAAAAACCACAAUUCCUAGGGAAACUGAAAUAUCGAUGACAAAUUAGAUCAACCACAGUUCCCCUGCAAACCUUUUAAAGGCAAAGCAAAUCGAUUGUUUUUUUAAAUAUAGUUUAAAUCACAUAUUUUUCUAUCUCAUACAAUAUUAAUGAGCUGAUCACUAAACCGGCAGUUUUUUAUUUCUAAUAAAAUUACUUAUGCAUUCAAAGGGUUUUUUUUUUAAAUAUCCCUCCUUUUAUUAUUUUAAUUGAUGCAUAUGAACUAAAACAGCAGCAGGUUAAGUGGUAUGUUUUACUGUUUGUCUCAGAUUUACCCACAGGAGGGAUAUACGGUCGAGCAGAUUGAGCAAUGUAGUUUAGUAUUGGACAAAGAAAAUUUAUUCUUUUUCCUAUUAAUUUAUUUUCCCCAGAUAUGAGCAAGUGAGUGAGAUUAUUUGCCAAUGGAAUAAGAUGAUUUACAUUUAAAAUAAGACAAAAACUAGCAGAUUUAUAGAGCACCAAUUCACAACCUGUCAUCUCAAGGCACUUUACAGA